GAUACCCCGGCGCCAUUGCGAUAGUACGAAGAACCAGUAAUCAGCAUUCCACGACGUUUCUUUCCAACCGCCAAUAAAAAUCAAGAAGAAGAAGAAGCAUUCCACUACAUUGACCGCACGAAGAGAACCACGAUGGUGGUGUAUUGUUGGGUUAAAGGGUGUAAGAACAGAGGAGACAAAAAAGUGAAGAGGAGUUUUCACUACAUCCCCAAAGUCAGGACGACAGAAGGUGAGCAAACUUUGCGACUUAGCAUCGAGCGUCGUCGAGUGUGGCUAGCUAAUAUCCGGAGGAAAGAUCAACCGUCCAGUACAUCACGGAUUUGCUCUGAUCACUUUAUUAGUGGCAGACCUGCAGACUUGUACGACAGAUCCAACCCAGAUUGGGCCCCUACCUUGAAGCUGACCAAAGAAGCAACUCCCGAGGAAAUUGAACUAAGAAGGAGACUCUCUGAAGCCAAUUUGAAAAGAUACCAAAGAGCGAAGUACCGAUCUCGCAGAAAGAACAAGAUCAAUGCAGCCACUGCCUUGCUGGAUCAUCACUAUGCGCAGGGGGGAAAUUUCACUGCAUCAUCACUUCCUGGUUCAGCUUCAAAACUUCCCAGUCCUACCUCAGAUGUUCAUUUUGUCAAAACAUGGAUAGUCAUUCCACAUGAACGAAUAGUAGCUCCAAAUGAUGAUUGUGUAAUGGGAGAGGUCAUGAAGACCAGGGCUGAAACAAUUAAUGAGAGAGACGAUGAUGAUGAUGAUGAUGAUGAUGAUGAUGAUGAUGAUGAUGAUGAUGAUGAUGAUGAUUAUGAUGAUGAUGACUCAAUUAUUGAAGUAAUCAUCAAUUAAUUUGAGUCCAUUUAAAAAUGUAAAGUAAUUUUUAACUGGACAAUACAGACUUUGAAAAUACAGUUUUUUAAAAAAACAACACAGUCGGAGUGGAUACUGAGCUAGAACUUCACAAAAACAUCUAUAUAUUUUGCAUAUAAGUUGAAAAACCUUCUUCAUAUGUAAAUAUGUGCUCCCUAGAGAGCCUAAAAUAAAAUUUCCUACAUGUUUUGCAUUAUUCAAUUUUUUGGCUAAUCCAAAGAAUUGUCAACAGAUUAGCCUUAAACUGAAUGGAUAAAUCAAGCAGACUGGACUGAGCUUUUCACAUGUUGACGUUAAAAGUAUUUUUGUAGCUGCAAAUACAUCCUUUGCAACAAAUGAUAACAUGUAUACCAAAAGAAUGGUACAUUAUUGCACUUUAGACAAUAAAAUGCUUAUUUCCUUUUUUUUUAAAAAAAAGGAAUUUAAUGAAUUUGUUUAUUUGAAUUGUUUAUGUAUUUUUAAUGUUGCAUAAACUACCAGAGCCUUAGGGAUCACUGCAUUUUCACAUUUUCAAUAUUGAAUUUUUAUAACCUUUUUUAAUAUUAACUUUACAAGAGGUCAGAUGAUCCACAACUACUGUCAAGUAAUAAAAAGUUUCCACAUGCUUUUAUUUAAGGAAGAUGGAAGCCAACUGAUUCUUCUCUGGGUGUUUUAUUCAAAGCAGAUAAGAUGUGGGAACAUAAGCAUAUGAGAGCGCAGUUUUGGGGAGACAAGGCAUUUAUUUCACAUAGAGAAUAUAAUUAAUCAACAAAAUCACAACAGUUGGUUCAUAAAGAGGACAUAUUUAUUUAUUCUCUCGAAUAGACACUCUUCUACAUAAUCAAUUAAAAUUACCCCUUUUAAAUGACAGUUUUUCCAGGACAUUGUAAAUAGUACACUUCUGAAAUUUAUCUAGCCUCCCUUGUACCAUUGAUGUCGUUUAUGCUUUAAAUUUUGACAUAAAAUUCCGCUACAGUUUG
Poecilia reticulata (guppy) is the source of this 1814-nucleotide messenger RNA. Lineage: Eukaryota; Metazoa; Chordata; Actinopteri; Cyprinodontiformes; Poeciliidae. The record is from RefSeq and is a predicted model, not a curated record.